CAUGUCACGUGACCUGUGUUUAGGGGAAAAUGACAGCGGGGGUCAGCGUUUCUACCGGUUCUAUUGUUUAUUUAUUGAGCAUUUUAUUGAUUUUCUCCCCUGUCUGUAUCGACUGUGAGCUCAGGGAUGUUCAGUUAUGCCACAUGUGUGAAGGAAGUGUAGAGAGAAACAGCUCUGUGUGGAGGUUUUGCCUGCCAGUAGGCAGGAUUGAGGGUCGGUGCUGUUUGCAGGAUGAUGAAGAGGAGAGCAUUCUGGGGCUGGAUUUAUCUAAUUGUUCUCUGAGUCAAGUGGAGGACCUGCAUGGAGCUUCUGCAGCAGUUAUCAUAGACCUCUCCAGCAACCCUAUUUCCAAUAUGAGUGAUUUUAUAUUCCAAGGUUUUAAUCAUCUCAGCCAACUUAUACUGCCUGUAAAACUGGACUGUCCUGGUGGCAACACGUCCUGGGACAGAGUGGACGUUAAACAGGAUACUCGGCUCUGUGAAGGACAGAGGAAUACCUGUAAUCAAACUGGGCAGAUGUCCUUGGAUUGCCCUGAGAACUCUGUCUGCAUGCCUUAUGGGCCAGGAUUCUUUCAGUGCAGCUGUGCCCACAAUUUCCUUGGAUACAAGUGCCUAAGACAGGGCUAUUUUCCAAUGGUGGAAGUCAUGGCAAUAUUAGGUGGGUCCACAGUUGUCGUUUCGAUGUUACUAUGGAUCACUCAAAGGCGAAAAGUAAAAAGCACCCAAGUUCAUGAGACACCUAGCAGCUGGUAGAAAGCACUGAACAAAAGACGUGUCAAAGUGAUAGUGUCUGAAUAGAGAAAUGUGGUGGGUUUUUUUUUUUUUUGGAUUUUUACAUAUUUAAGAUGGAUCUGUUUUCAACAAAACAGAUUUUGCUCUAAGGACAUGAUCAGGCUCAGGCUACAUCCACACGACAACGGCAACGAGAUUUUUUUUUUUUUUAAAUAUCGCGUCCACAUGGGCAACGGAUCAGUAAAAUAUCAGGUUCAUAUGGCAACGCAACGCUUGCUGAAAACGAUGCAAUACACAUGCCACACCUCUACGUGCGCUGUAAGACGGUCCCAUCGGAGACACCAGAACAAUAGAAGUAGACGCAUGCGCAUAACUGCGCAUGCGCACAGUGACUGUCACUGUCACACGCACACACUUUCUCACUCCAUAUCCUAUAGUCCCUUUAAAUCACGUGCUCGUUUUUUGAAUGGAGACGCGGAAAGAGGAAUGAACGGGGGUAGAUGGAAGGACAUCGCCAACUUUCUGAUAUCCUCCAGAAUUCUUUAAUGGUCCGGAAUAAAUUGAAUGCUACACGUUGAUGGAUUACUUUGUUCUUCUACGCCCUUUUUGAGGAAUGUAUUGUCGGACUUAAACCAACAUCUGAAGAGGUCAGAUCGCUCCUUUUUUUUCCCUAUUUUUGCUGGCGGGAUUGACUCUGCCCUAAGGGCUAUUCUCUCUCUCUCUCUCUCUCUCUCUCUUUGCACCAUUACACAAUAAAUAUUCACAGUGAAAAUAUUUUGUAAGCGCGUUUCAUGAACCAAGUUACAGGAUUUGUUGACAACUCGCAUCGAGUUCGUUACACUUCUACCCGGCGUGAAGCACAUGUGGUUGUGACGUCAUCGUAAACAAAUCCGUUCUACUCAUCCAGACGACUUCGCAACGGCGCCGUUGCCAGAUUUUUUCACUCUGGAACCUGUUCUCAAAAGAUUUCGUUUUGGGGCACCCAAAAUGCCGGUGCUGUGUGGACGCCAGGCCGAAACGCUAAACAAUUUUAUCAGAUUCACCUGAAUCCGUUGCCGUGUGGACAGGGCCUCAGUUAUGCAUCUUUUAGAUGCUGCUUCUUGCCUCAGAGUUGCCAGUCUUCACUGAAUAACAGACACUUUUUUUAAUAAACUGCAUGAUGAUACAGGUAUGCCGAACACUGGAAGGCAGCGCCCUUUGGAUUGCAGGUGUAAACUGUGGCAUGUAGUAAAUAGUAGCCGAGGGUUUUAAGUCAAACUGACUACGCUUCAUGUGAGGCUCUUCAUCAGUUCUACUGAAUAAUGCAAAUUAAGUUAUUGGCCAGAGCUGCAAAUCAGUGUUGCGGAUUACUAGAAUGGUGUAAUAUAUACGUGGCAUGUGGUGUGUGAAGCUCAGUGUGUCUCCUUCAUGUGAUUUUUCAAGCAAUUGUCUAAUCUGUCCAAUAUAUAAUAUAUAAAAUGUGUCAGUCCACCAGAUUUUCAUACCAGAUGCUCAGAUUAUGGAUUUUGAGUUAUACCUGCUGCAUUAAACUACCAAGCCUCCGUAUGCAGGAAAUACAAACCAAAAUGAAAUGACACUGCGUGCACAAUUAUUAGGCGAAUGAGUACUCUGACCCUACCAUUAUUUCUAUGCAUAUUUUCCAACCCCAAGCUAUAUACACUUGAAUGCUAAUUGGAUUUAAGCAUUCUCAACUGGUAUUUAUUUGUGUACUGAGGGAGGGUGUGGCCUAAAGUCAUUAACCCCCGAUAUUAAGGUGUGCAUAAUUAUUAGGCAGCAUCUUUAUCUCAAGCAAAAUGGGCCAAAAAAGAGAUUUAACAGACACUGGAAAGACAAAAAUUUUAAAAUGCCUAUCAGAGGGAUGCAGCAGUCUUGAAAUAGCCAAGCUAUUGUAACGUGACCACAGAACAAUCAAACAUUUUGUUGCAAAUAGUCAACAGGGUUGCGAAAAAUGUGUGGAGAAGAAAAGACGCAAAUUAACCACAAAAGACUUGAGAAGGAUUAAACAUGAAGCUACCAGGAACCCAUCAUCCUCCAGUGCCACCAUAUUCCAGAACUGCAACCUACCUGGAGUGUCCAGAAGUACAAGGUGCUCAGAGACAUGGCCAAGGUAAGGAAGGCUGAAACACGGCCACCACUAAACAAGACUCGCAAGUUGAAACGUCAAGAUUGGGCCAAGAAAUAUCCGAAGACAGAUUUUUCAAAGGUUUUAUGGAUGAGGGUGACUCUUGAUGGACCAGAUGGAUGGAUCCGUGGCUGGAUAACUAAUGGACACAGCACCACUUUGACUCCGACGCCAGCAAGGUGGAGGAGGGGUACUGGUAUGAGCUGCUAUUAUUAAGGAUGAGCUAGUUGGACCAUUUCAGGUUGAAGAUGGACUUAAAAAUCAACUCCCAAACCUACUGCCAGUUUCUAGAAGAUACAUUCUUCAAGCAGUUGUACAGGAAGAUGUCUGCAUCAUUCAAGAAGGCCAUGAUUUUUAUGCAGGACAACGCACCAUCACAUGCAUCCAACUAUCACUGCUUGGCGAGCCAGCAAAGGCCUUAAAGAUGACGGAGUAAUGACACGGCCCCCUUUCUCACCUGACUUAAACCCUAUUGAAAACUUGUGGGCCCUUCUUAAACGUGAGAUUUACAGUGAGGGACGACAAUACACCACUCUGAACAGCAUUUGGGAGGCUGCGGUUGCUGCUGCACAAAACGUUAAUCGUCACUAAAUCAAAAAACUAACAGACUCCAUGGAUGGAAGGCUCAUGGAAGUUAUUGAAAAGAAGGGUGGCUAUAUUGGUCACUGAAUAUUUUUGAAAUGCCAAAAGUGUUUGUUACACUUACUCAAAAAAUUUAAAAUAAACAAGUGAGAUGGGAAAA
Messenger RNA from Neoarius graeffei (lesser salmon catfish), 3595 nucleotides. RefSeq names its product all-trans retinoic acid-induced differentiation factor (gene atraid). Bases 30 to 752 code for a protein of 240 amino acids. Gene Ontology annotation, biological process: positive regulation of osteoblast differentiation. The transcript is spliced from 7 exons. Gene Ontology annotation, cellular component: intracellular membrane-bounded organelle. NCBI's taxonomy places the organism in Eukaryota, Metazoa, Chordata, Actinopteri, Siluriformes, Ariidae. The record is from RefSeq and is a predicted model, not a curated record.